Molecule: messenger RNA, 1178 nt
Organism: Rubroshorea leprosula
Lineage: Eukaryota; Viridiplantae; Streptophyta; Magnoliopsida; Malvales; Dipterocarpaceae
Source: the annotation of a GenBank genome assembly
AUGUUCUGCUCUUCUCGACCCCCUGCACCCGAGAGAGAAAAAAAAAAGAAGGAACCAAGCAAGCCGCCGGCCCCAGCCUUGAGAAACCGGUGAGAAAGCUUGGAUUUCUCCUCCUUUUCUUGUUCUUGAACCCAGAAAUUCUUUCCCCUUGCUGGAAAAGCCGGAUCUGCCUUGCUCUGCUUCUUCACCACCGGCUGCUCUUGCCUUGUGGGGGCGAAUUGGCUUGGUUUUUUGUUCCCGUGAGUUUCUCCCCUGCACUUGCCGCCAGCUUCUCCCCCCUGCUAGGCCCGGUUCUGCUAGCUGCAAAUUCUGGUAUGUGGCAGCUUCUUUAAGUGCAGAUUUUAGCCAUUUAAUUGCUGCCCUUUGUGUCCGAAAUUCUAGAUUAAUUAGGGGAGAAAAUUGAUAGCUUUAAGACCAUGAUUUAGCUUGAUUCAAGUGGAAUUUAUAUGAUUGAGUGUUAAUGGACUGCUAUGUGAUUUUUGGAGAAAAUCCCGUGAGAUUAGCUAGUGUUUUGGCCAAUUUGUGGGGGUGGAGUUACUGUUCACGUCGGGUACUGUUCACGGGUACUGUUCACCGACACUGUUCACACCCCGAGGGCCAACAUUUAACGGGAAUUUAAGUGAUUAGUUUGUGAUAUGAGAACGAAUUUGGAGAUGCCCGAUUAUGUGGAAAGUUCUUGAUCGUUCUGUCAGUUAGCACUGAGAUUGAGUGCUCGAUUUUAUGGAGUGAAUUCUCAGUUUUAUGCAAGUGAGUGGGAGGUUUAUAAACGCUAGCACAUGUCGACAUGUUAGUGAAAGAGCCGGUUCGUUCAACCCUGCUAGUGGGGGUUAUACACCAGCAAAUCGUGUGCCCGCCAGUGGGAGGUUUAUAAACACUGGCCGUGACCUAUAGAGGAGACGUCUAUUUCAUGCCCGUACUGUAUCUGUUUUCGUGACUGUACGUGUUGGCAUGCUUUAAGUUUGAUAAGGGGCACUCCAUAUUUACUUACUGAGUUUAUCUCAUAGUUUUUCCUUGUCCACCAUUUUAGGAUGUGAAACCGAGGACGGGGAAACCACGGGAAGUGAGGAGUUAGAAGGCUAGCCUUAUUGUAAUUGGAUAUAAAUUUUAGAAAUAAAUCAUGAUCUUGUAUUAGGAGAUUUUAUGAUAUCAGAGAGAUUUUAUAAUUUGAUUUUCAGAUU